Messenger RNA from Echinostoma caproni, 505 nucleotides. The record is from the annotation of a GenBank genome assembly. NCBI's taxonomy places the organism in Eukaryota, Metazoa, Platyhelminthes, Trematoda, Plagiorchiida, Echinostomatidae.
AAUUCGUGUACGUGCAUUGAACGCUCUGGGCGAUGGCUCGUUCUCCUCCGCGCUCAAUGUGGCCACCCUACCACCACGCCCUGAUGCGCCACAGUUCGUCGGGUUCACCAAUCUGACAGCCAAUUCCGUACGCAUCCAAUGGGCUCGACCGGAUCCACCCUCCACGUCCGCAUCACCUCGACUCGGGGAGGAGGAAAUCACCCCGGUCACGGCAACCGCAAUUAUUACAGCAGCAUCUCCCGUGGGACGAGCCAAACCGUUGUACUACACGUUACAACUGAGCCAAGACGCCGAUCCGGAGUGGAUUGUCAUUUACGAGGGGACCGAGACAUCCUACAAGGCAACGCGAUUGCAAGAAAACAGCUCCUAUUCGUUUCGGGUGUGUGCUAGCAACGUUUCCGGCCCCGGUGUAUACAGUACCGUGCGGACAAUCACCACGCCCCGACUCCCACCUCCGGUUGUUCGUGGUAAGCAAUGGCAGUGUGUGUGUGUGUGUAUGCCUUGA